Capronia epimyces CBS 606.96 is the source of this 714-nucleotide messenger RNA. RefSeq lists its product as uncharacterized. NCBI's taxonomy places the organism in Eukaryota, Fungi, Ascomycota, Eurotiomycetes, Chaetothyriales, Herpotrichiellaceae. The transcript has 4 exons. The coding region runs from base 1 to 714 and encodes 237 amino acids. The record is from RefSeq and is a predicted model, not a curated record.
AUGCCUCCCUUUCGCAUGCCCUUUUCCUCCAAGCGACCCAUGGUCACCACCGAGCCUGUCGACGAAAACGCCCGCCCGACCUCCAACGAUGGGCAUGUCACCAGCCCGUAUAGGGACAAACCUUCUGUAGCACUAGGAGUGAAAGAAAGACGAGAAGCACCGGAUGAAUUCAAAUUGAGCUCCGUCAAUGACAGUGGUGAAUACCUUCCUCCAUCACCCACCGAGAAAAAGUCCUUCUGGGUCAAAUCCCCGGUCUCUGGGAACAGCAACCACCGCAGUUGCUUCAACGAGAACGAACCCUUCUCCAUUUCCCGUGAAUCCUUCGAGUCGUACAGACGUUCUUUUGACAUUUCCGGGCGAUCCCCUAUUGUACAGACCGACAGCUUCACCUCGCGCACAUCAUUAGACUCGAGACCCUCAACCCGAUUCCCUACCCGAUCCACGUUCAACAGCAGUACGUUUGAAGAGCCCACGGCCGAGGAAGGGUUUGAGGACGUCAAGCUGAACGAGGAGCCCAAACAACAACCCAAAAAGAAAAGCUUUCUGUCACGAUUUGGCGACUCCAGUGGCGACACCGGAUCUGUCAAGGAAGACGGAAAACAUCAUUUCCAUCUGCUUCCAGGACGGAGACGAGGUCAAAGCGGCACAGGCGACGAGUUGGGAGACAUGCCUCGACCACAGAGUAGUGGUAAAGCGGAAGUGGUGGUACGGUAG